Molecule: messenger RNA, 1371 nt
Organism: Anopheles aquasalis
Lineage: Eukaryota; Metazoa; Arthropoda; Insecta; Diptera; Culicidae
Biological process (GO): cilium movement
Cellular component (GO): cilium
Source: RefSeq, a predicted model, not a curated record
AUGUCUGCGUCCUCCGGCAGUUUGAUUCGUCCCGGACUAACAACCCCCGUGGCCAGCCAACUGGCGGAGAUAAAGCUAAGGCUGCGGAAGAAGGUACCGCUGCUCGCCGGAAAGGACGUUCGCCGGGAGCGUAUCCCUUACUACGAAGCCAUCUCGAGCGAGCUGUACGAACGGGGCUACACCGAUGGGGCCUUCCUGGUGCUGGAUUUGAUUGAAUUUGAGGACCGCAAUGUGUGGCCAACUUCGGAGCCGGCGGUUGAGCGACGGAGACUGCGCAAUUCACGUAAGCUGCUCGACUACCUUCUGUCCUCGUUGGCCCGUGCACAGCAGUACAAGUCCGAGGGGCAGUACGAGCGUGAAACGGAAGAAUUGUACGGGGUGGCCCGGAAGUUCGAACGGGACGCAGAGAAGCGCUGGCUAGCCCGACAAUUCUACCUGAUUGCCCUAGAGCGAUCCGGUGACGUUCCUUCUCCCGUUCGUCCGAAGCUGCAAGCCAAGCUCCGGUACUACUAUGCCAAGCUUUUGCUGCAGCUGAAGAAGGCAGUGCAAGCGAUGCAGCAACUGGAAGAUGCCGAAAAGGCUCUCACGUUGGCCCAUUCGAAGGGUUACCCCGUUCGCCAGACGCUGCAAGAGAAUCGGGCCGAACGGCUGGAAGUUGCCAUCAAUACGGUGCUGUUCGAGGUUCAGCGGCAGAUGGCCAAAGACUGUCGACGGUCGCCGUUGUGGAUGCAGGGCCAGUACGUCCGCGGUGCCCAUCAGGCUGCCUUGAAGACACAAAAGGCAUCCCUCAUGGCCGAAUCGUUCAUUGAGUACGGGGAUUUUUUGGCCACUGAAGCCCAUGACUAUCCGGGGGCACUGACGCUGUACAAAACGGCGACACAGCAGGCCGAGCUGGAUGGUAGCAAGCCGGAUCUGCUCUGUAAGGCGCGCAUUGCUCUAGCGUUCACUUAUCAUCGCCUCCGGGAUCCGGCAAAGUGUGAGGAACUGUUACAGCUCGUCGAUCGUCUCACCCUAUCCGAGCCGUUGACACUCUGCCGGGCAUCCUAUCUGUUCACUGCCGCCAGCAUCGAGCUGGAGGAGCAAGCCAAGCCGGAGGAGGAAGCACCAGAGCGGACCAAGUUGGCGGCCAGCAAGCAAGGCCCGUUGGCGAAGCUUCACCAGUCCGCCAACAUCUACCGGCACUUUCGGCAGCAAGAUAAGAUGAUGGAAGCCGUCUGCCUGGAGGGACUUACCCGUGCGGCCCCCCCGUUCGGAGCGUUCGUCAAGCUGAUGUCGACGGCCAUUAGCACUUCCGACGCAGCACUCUACCGGAUGAUCGAUUGGUUUGACGAAGCGCGUCCACCAACACCUUCACCGGCCGGUGGACAAUGA